This is a messenger RNA of Serpula lacrymans var. lacrymans S7.9, 2070 nucleotides long. RefSeq lists its product as uncharacterized. The transcript is spliced from 10 exons. The coding region runs from base 1 to 2070 and encodes 689 amino acids. The record is from RefSeq and is a predicted model, not a curated record. Lineage: Eukaryota; Fungi; Basidiomycota; Agaricomycetes; Boletales; Serpulaceae.
AUGGGGGAAAGUCUUCAAAUAGAUGAUAUCAAAACUGAGUACCACCCUACAAGUGGCCGCACUGCAAAAGUGGACCAUUUCUCUGAUUUCAAACGUGGAUUUUCUGGCAAAGCACGCAUCAAAAACUCAUGUCCGUGGCAGCCAUUCAAAUCCCGGGUUGACUUUGAAUUUGCGGAGGUCGCUCUUGAAGCAGCGUUAAAUAAAGACCAGAUAAAUAGAUUAGUCAAGGUCAUUCACCAGAGUAUACAAGACCCUGGCUCGUUCACUCUGAAAGAUCAAUCUGACCUUUACGAGACAUGGAAGAUUGCUUCUCAUGCCCUAACUCCGUUUGAAAAGACUGUAAUCAAUGUACCAUAUCAAGGCAAAGACCAUUCCUUUGAUGUUCAUUUUCGUUCGCUGUGGGAUUGGGCAUUGGACUUAUUAGGGAACCCGCACCUCUCAGAGCACUUUGUAUUUGAUGCCGAACGGCUUUCCAAAUUUAACGGUGACAAUUUUGUACAGUUCAUUGACGAACCAUGGACAGCUGGGGAUUUCUGGGAUAUUCAAUCAAGGCUUCCAGAUGGUGGAAAGCCUCUAUGUUUUAUUUUAUAUGCUGAUAAAACAAUUCUGUCUUCUUUCGGGACUGUAAAGGGCUAUCCCGUAAUUGCACGAUGUGCAAACUUGCCCACUGAUAUCCGAAAUGGUACAGGUGUUGGAGGUGGAAGAGUUGUAGGGUGGCUUCCGGUGCAUGAAUCAUUUUUAAAAGUUGUUGAAUCUUUAGAACUUCAUGCCAAGACUGGCUAUUAUUAUCAGCGCACUGAGGGUGAUGUUCUUUAUCUUUUCCCUAUUAUUUUGAUACUUUCUGCUGACUACGAGGAACAAUGUGCAAUGUCUUCAUUACGUGGGACAAAUUGUAAUUUUCCGUGCCCAAUAUGCCUUGUACCGAGGGACAAACUUUCAGAUACAACACAGACAUUUACUCGUCGGACCAGUGCUCAUUCAGAAUCUAUAUUACUAGAAGCGGAGCAGCAGCAAACAGCGGCAGACAAGGGAAUUGUCCUCAAAAACUGUGGACUUCGUCCUGUUAAGAAUGUCUUUUGGAGGUUCCGUUACUCUGAUGUGCAUCAAGCAUUAUCUUGGGACCGGCUACAUGCACAUAAUAGUGGCCUAUGGGGCCAUCAUCUCUGGAAGGAGUUUUUAUUCUGGAUAGAAGCAGAGGGCCGAGCAGCAUCCCAUCAGCUUGAUGAUCAGUUCAAUGGUAUGCCUCGUUGGCGAAAUCUGAACCAUUUUGACAGAGUGGCUAGCAUAGAAUUUUCGGAUGCAACAAAGCAUGAAGAUAUAUCCAAGUUCACACGACAGAGACUAUUGCAGCUGGCGGCAGAUGGACUUAGAGACAAAAGUUGGAACUUUCCGAAGAUGCACAUGAAUAAACAUGCAUUUGAAGACAUCGAAGCAAAAGGCGUAACCCGGAACUACAAUACAAAACCAAACGAGCAGUUACAUGGCCCACUCAAGGAUUCUUAUCGAUUCCGAACAAACUUCAAACACGUUGCUGAACAGUGUCUGGUGUCAUGCUUUAUCCGCCAGGAUAUAGCAGCUUUUGAUAGCCAGUUAAUGGGUGAUCUUGAAGGGGAUGAAGUUGACUUGAAGAUCACCAAAACGAGUCAUGUGUUGCUAGGCUCAAAGUGUCCUGCAACAUCAUUUCAAGGCCUGGAAGAAGCACGCAAGGAUGAUACAGCAUUCACAAGCUUUCGUAUAAGGCUCUCAAAUUACCUUAACAUAUUUUUCAGCGCAAAUAAUAUAGCAUUCCCUGGUGGGAAACGCAUCAAAUUGGGGGCUGAAGACAAGAUUACAGAAUAUUGUUUCAUGAAAGUUGACUAUGAAUCUAUAGUCGAUUGGCAACAAUAUACCGAUUACCUUCGAUGUAACCCUUGGUUUUACAAUCAUCCACAAUAUGAUUGUGUCCUACUGCAAACAGUGGACUCAAGGAUUUUUGCUCGCCUCAUCAUGCUAUUUAUUUGUACCAUUGAUCAGGUUGAUUAUCCGUUUGCACUGGUUCAACCAUAUGAUGCUCCAGUAGGUCAGCGGUGA